CAUAUUUUCACAAGUAUUAUAAAACGUUUUCACAUUUUCCAUAUCUAAAAGAUUUUUCCUGUUUUGACUUUCAGUCGUAAAUGCACUGCCAUCGAGUCGAAACAUUGCAUUAGACUUGCAUUUACUCGAAUGAGUGUACGGUUCGGGAAUUUAUAGGACCAACAUAAGAAAGUUCGUUUGGCUAUUAUGGUCGCUGCGUCUAGUGAGUGGUCGAAUACAAAAACAGCUGCAUACGGAGACGACGAGACGCGACGCGACGCGUAAAUCAUCCAUAACAAAAAAUAAGUCAAAAAUAAAUAAUAAUGAACUAAAAUAAAAAAAAAUAUUAAAAUACUUUAGAGAUAAGAAAUAAUAUUGCCACCAAAUGUGUGUAGAGUGUUUAAAAUAUUGAUAUUAUUUUUACAAGUGCCUUCUGAAUUGAGGAAGCUAGUGAUAAUUAAGUGCAAAAUAAUUAACUUAAGUACAAUAAAAGUGAUAAAAAGUAUUAAUUUGAUUUAAACAACAUCCAAAAUUAGAAAAACAAUAGUACAUAAUGGAUUUCGAUCAAAUUUUGGAAGAAAUCGGCGAAUUUGGUCGGUAUCAAAAGACCAAUUACCUGCUCAUCUGUUUACCGGUAAUGUUUGCGGCAGCGAAUAGUUUGUCGUAUGUGUUUACUGCUGGGUCGCCGGCUUACAGAUGCUUGAUUCCACAGUGCGAUGAUCCAAUCGCACCACAGCUUCAAACACACUGGCUGGCAAAUGCAACACCGGGCACGUUCGAUAAGCAUGGGCACUUCACACCGCAAAAUUGCUAUCGUUAUAAAGCAAUUGGUGACAAUAUAUUUAAUGAAAGUCACGCAAAUGAAUGUCCAAUGGAUGCUUUUGAUCAUAACAUCCGAGAGCGCUGCAAUGCUUGGGUAUACGAUGAUGAGGAACGGACCAUUGUACAAGAAUGGGAGCUGACCUGCAAGGAAAACGCUUGGAAACUUGCUUUUGUGGGAACUAUGCAUUUCGCUGGCCUAGUAGUUGGCACAGCAAUCUCUGGUUAUCUUGCGGAUCGUUUUGGCCGCAAAAAUAUAUUCAUACUCUGUAGUGUCUUCAUGGCCAUCACAGGCAUUGCUCAAGGCCUAGCUUGGGACUAUAAUAGUUUCCUGAUAUUUGCAUUUCUAAACGCAGUUGGCACUUCUGGUGUAUAUCCACUCGCCUUCAUUAUAGGCGUGGAAAUGGUUGGUCCCAGUAUGCGCGAAAUGUCCUCGAUAGUUUUAAAUUAUUUUUACGCUGUUGGAGAGGCUUUUGUUGGCGUAAUCGCUUGGCUACUACAGGAUUGGCAACUAUUACAAUGUGCUCUUUCGGUGCCGCCACUCUUCUUUAUCGUCUACUAUUGGUUCGUGCCCGAAUCGGUGCGUUGGCUGAUUGCACGGAAUGAACGUGAAAAAGCGGGUGUGAUUAUAAAACGUGCCGCAGCCGUUAAUAAAAGAGAGCUCUCCCUGGCGCUGUUGGCGAGUUUUAAAACCGAAAACUGUGUACCGCCGCCAGUAACACCCACAAAAUCGGGAACGACGAGAGCCACAUAUAAUUGCUUGGAUUUGGAGAAAUUCAAUGGAAAUGGCCGUGAAGGAAGCAAUGAAAUUUGGAAAGCCGUUUGUGAAAUAUUCAAAUCAAAAACACUGCUACUACGCUACGCAAUAAUGAUGUAUAUUUGGGCAAUUAACGCUGUCGUUUUCUAUGGACUCUCCCUCAACUCGACGAAUCUUAGCGGUAACAAAUAUUUGAAUUUCGUUUUAGUCUGUCUCAUAGAAAUUCCGGGUUACACAUUAGCUUGGAUAUCACUGCGAAAGUUUGGUCGACGCUGCGCCUUGUCGGGCUCACUCUUUCUCUGUGCAGUCACUUGUGUCGCUGGCGGUUACAUAACAAAAGGUUCCACUGGUGCUAUUGUGACACUUUUUCUCAUUGGAAAAUUAGGAAUUACCUCAUCAUUCGCAGUAAUUUACACAUAUACAGCCGAAAUGAUGCCCACGUUGAUACGAAGUGGCGGAGUUGGCGUCAUGUCUACAUUUGCUCGUUUUGGCGCUAUGCUUGCACCUUUUGUGCCACUUUUGGGAACUUAUUACGAAGCUCUACCUCUACUAUUGUUUGGCGCUGCAUCCCUAUCAGCGGGUAUUUUGGGGCUGUUCUUGCCAGAAACAUUCCGAAAGAAAUUACCAGAUACGGUCGCCGAAGCAAAACAAUUGGACAAAGAUAAGACUAACAAGAAACCAUCCAGCGCUACAGUUGUAUUUGAUGAGCCAGCAGCUGUUAGUAUCAAUAACGACGUAGAUGGCACAACAAGUAGCGAUGAAAUGCAACCCAGAUCUGCACCCCGACACGCUGACAAAUGAAUUAAGGUUAAAUCAUAUUUUUAUAACUUAUUAUAAUAAG
This is a messenger RNA of Ceratitis capitata (Mediterranean fruit fly), 2396 nucleotides long. RefSeq names its product organic cation transporter protein. The record is from RefSeq and is a predicted model, not a curated record. The transcript is spliced from 10 exons. Gene Ontology annotation, biological process: transmembrane transport. NCBI's taxonomy places the organism in Eukaryota, Metazoa, Arthropoda, Insecta, Diptera, Tephritidae. Gene Ontology annotation, cellular component: membrane. Bases 533 to 2356 code for a protein of 607 amino acids. Gene Ontology annotation, molecular function: transmembrane transporter activity.